AUGUCUCGCCGACUGGCCGACCCUGCGAGGCCGGGCAUGACCGCUCCGGUCCACUCGGUCGUCGAAUCUGUCAACACGACCUCGCUCUUUGCGCCAGACCCGACCCUUCCAUCGCAUACUUCCGUAGAGGGCGGCCAGAGCAGCGGCAGUGGUGGUGGCCUGACGAAUGCCAGCGUGGCAUCCACACAAGCUGCCCAGGCCGGCAGCACUCGACGACGGACCCACACCGAUCCAACACGACCUGGGCUGCUGUCUCGUCCUUCUCACAACAAGCGGGUCAUCUCGACGGCAUCAGCGACCGUGGACCCGCAUGUGGCGCUCGCCUCGGCGUACUCGGAGCUCCACCUCGCCCCGGCGACGCGCACGUCGGUCGUCACCACGACGACGACGACGACCGUCCAUUUCGCGCCGAUCCUGAUACCGCGGACGCAGCAGAUCCGACCAGUGCAAUCGUCCUUUUCGGCAGGUCCCCGACGAGGCUCCGUCGGCUCGGCAGCCCCACUCACGCCGAGUUCGACCUUUGCCGCCCUGCUCAAUUCCGAGGAAUGUCGAGCCGCCGCCGAGGCUCCGACCGGAUCGGAACCGCUCCGGCUCGACCCCAAGAUGUACCCUCUCAGUCAGGCGCCUUACCCUGGUGGACUUACACGAUUCAAGAUGCACGUCGGCGCCCAAAAAGCCGUAUUUUACGAAGGCGGCGAGGCGGGCCAGACGAACGAUUUUGGACUGCAAGGCGAGUUCGAGUCGUACGACGGCGACGGCACGGCUAGGUUGGGCAGGAGCACGUCGACCGUCCCAUUCGCGCCAGAAUCUGUCUCGCUCAAGGGAAAAGAGAGGUUCACUGCCAGCACCAACUCUUUUGCGCAAUCGGCGAACACGCCGUCGUACCUUUCUCUGUCCAAGACGGAGCGAGGACCGCUGCACCAACGUAGACUCUUGCGGAGACCUCGCAACUCGAUUGGCGGUCACGGCACGGGGGGAGUCGAUGGCUUGCCGACGGAAGACGACACGAUCGAGGAAGAUGACGAAGACUUUGGUGGGUCCCACCCUCCUCUUCACUCCGAGUCGGCACCCAUGCAUGUCGACGGCGAGGAAAUCGGACCACCCCGUAAACGGCCGCGCGCGACCAGCAUCGCCCACCAACGCAGCGAGAGUGUCGAUUCCGAAGCAGCACAGAGUCACGCUCCGACGCCUCACGUCGUUCCCACCGUCGUGACAACGCACAACAGCAACAACAACGCCAGCACGAGGAGAAGCAGCGUUGGUGGCCAAAGUCAUCAGUCCAACACCGGUGCCAUGGGUGGAUCGUUGCCCUCUCCGAACCUGAGCCCUCCGAGCCCCGUGCCCACUUUUGCCGAGGACGAUUGCCGAGACGACGAAUCAGAGGACCGACCCGAGAGUCCAACCCAGGGUCAGUCCUUGCGCGUGUACGGCCGAGCAAAGCCAGCGGCCUAGGUCUUCUGACCCUCUGUCACAAUUCACUGUUUGCAGCCAUGCGGGACAGCGCUGCCGAUGACGCCACGGCUCUGCAGUUCGACCUCGGUUCGGGCUAUGCGCUCAGUGGUCUACUCUCCCUGCCCGACUUUGUGCGCCAAUUCGACGCUCUCCCGUCUUCAUUGCAGUCCUAUUUCAUCUUCACGUUCCUCAAGCGCUCGCCGAUUCCGGUGCUGCAGACGAUCAACAACAUCAUCGCCCCCGCUUUGCGUCGUGACUUUCUCACCGACCUCCCUCCCGAACUUGGUGUCCAUGUGCUGGGCUUCCUUGACGCGCGAUCGCUUUGUCAAGCUUCGGUCGUGUGCAAAGGCUGGCGACGGCUCGUCGACGGCGACUGGCGCGUGUGGAAGCAACGGCUCGUGCGCGACGAACUCUGGAUAGGCGACGGCUCGGAGGAGAUCGAGGCCAAGGAGAUCAUCACCGGCACCCGCGAGAACCUCUUCCUCAAGCGCUGGCGAGCCGGCGUGUGGGACAAUGAGGCGGGCGUCUCGGCCGCCGAGGCCUGGGCCGGAGAGGACUUUGUCAUGCACAUCGAAGGUCUGCGCGCACAGAUCGACUCGGACGAGUACCUGGCCGCCGGUUCUGCUUCAGCGGCACGCCGACCGUCGCAAGCGUUUCGGCUGGCGUCACCGCAGUCGUCGCGCGAGGCGUCACCCUUUUCGCAAGGUCACUUCGUGCAUCCAUUCAAAAAGCUUUACCAGCGACGAUUUGAAGCGCGCGGCAACUGGAUGCACCGGACGCCCAAGAGCAUCAGCUUCGCUUGCAACGCCAAUAACGUCGUCACGUGCCUGCAGUUCGACAAGGACAAGAUCGUGUCGGCGUCGGACGACCACUCGAUUCACGUCUGGAACACGCGCACGGGGGAAGCCAAGGCCCAGCUGCAAGGCCACGAGGGCGAAGUGUGGGCUCUGCAGUACGUCGGCAACGUCCUCGUCUCGGGCUCGACGGACCGCACCGUCCGCGUGUGGGACCUCGACCAAGGGCGGUGCACCCACACCUUUGUCGGCCACACCUCGACCGUGCGCUGCCUCCAGAUCAUCGAGCCGCAAAACGUCAAUCCCGACCCGAGCGGCGUCCCCAUCUGGGAACCUCCAUUCCCGCUCAUCGUCACGGGCUCUCGCGACUGGUCGUUGCGCGUUUGGAAGCUGCCGACGCCGGGCAAGGACGCCGACUACCAGCCGACGGUCCCGCAGUCGCCGACGGAGGAGAAUACGGAUCCGGGCGAGAACCCAUACCACUUGCGUCACCUCGCUGGUCAUCGACACGCUGUGCGGGCGCUAGCGGCGCACGGACGCAUCGUCGUCUCGGGCUCGUACGACUGCCACGUCCGAGUCUGGGACGUUAUGACGGGCCAGUCCCUGCAUCGCCUGACAGGCCACACCCAAAAAGUAUACUCGGUCGUGUACGACCAUCGUCGCGACCACUGCGCUUCGGGGUCGAUGGACGGCACCGUGCGCCUCUGGUCGACCAAGACCGGCCAAUGCCUCGCGACCCUGAACGGCCAUUCUUCGCUCGUCGGUCUCCUCGGCCUCUCGCACCGCAACCUGGUCUCGGCGGCCGCGGAUUCGACCCUGCGCAUCUGGGAUCCGACCACGGGCGAGUGUCGGCACACACUCGCAGCGCAUUCAGGCGCCAUCACGUGCUUCCAGCACGACGAGUACAAGGUCGUUUCUGGCUCUGACGGCACACUGAAGAUGUGGGACGUGCGCGAUGGCUCGUUCACGCGGGAUCUCCUGACGGGGCUGACGGGCGUGUGGCAGGUCGCGUUCGAUCGACGGUUCUGCGUCGCAGCGAUUCAACGCAACGGCCAAAGCGAGUUUGAGGUGCUCGAUUUUUUCCCCGAGGAGAACGACGACGACGAUCCCGAUGAGGAUAGCCACUCGGCUUCGGCCGGCGACGACGGGAUGGGGGGAACCAAGGCGCGCAGACGCUCGCGCAGAAAGGAACAACGAGGCGAGGGUACGGCGGCGACAACGGGACAAAGCAUGGACGACCUUAUCAUCGGCUCGGAUCAAGAAGACGACGACUCGGAAGGAGGCUCGGAUGGAAUGGAGGUCGGGCCCGACACGACGCAAGGCACCGGCGGGUUCAGCGCCCAUCGUUUCCCUGCGCGUCGCCUCGACGGUCCGCAGGGUGCUCCACCAAGAGCAACAUCCGACGCACUCUUUGGGGCUCCGGUGCUCGACAACACGAUUGUGACGCCACAGAAUGGUUUGACUCUGGCGUCCAGUGCGACGAACCCGCACCCGAAUCGAUCGCCGUCGCCGACGACGAGCCAGCGUCGCUCGUUCCCGGUCAUGCUGCGAGCCGAAGAGUUCCCUCGACGCUCUUUUGGCGAUGCCGUCGCGCCCAUCGCGUCCUUGGCGACGACGCAGACGACCCCCGUCGCCUCAACGUCUUCGAACAGUGCGCGGCAGAUCCGUCGCGUCGCCUCGGCGAACCGACUGCACUCGGCCUUCUCCACGCCCCACAACCACCAGGCCCCGAACGUAGGAGCCCACCUGGCCUCUGGUGCGAGCACAGGGCCAGAGGGGGGGCCAGAGGACAUGGAUGUUGAAGCGGGCGAGCAACGGGGUCGGAUGUAA
Messenger RNA from Microbotryum saponariae, 4076 nucleotides. NCBI's taxonomy places the organism in Eukaryota, Fungi, Basidiomycota, Microbotryomycetes, Microbotryales, Microbotryaceae. The record is from the annotation of a GenBank genome assembly.